Messenger RNA from Carya illinoinensis, 2288 nucleotides. RefSeq names its product vacuolar fusion protein CCZ1 homolog B-like. The coding region runs from base 448 to 2079 and encodes 543 amino acids. Gene Ontology annotation, cellular component: intracellular membrane-bounded organelle; Mon1-Ccz1 complex. The record is from RefSeq and is a predicted model, not a curated record. The transcript has 12 exons. Gene Ontology annotation, biological process: vesicle-mediated transport. NCBI's taxonomy places the organism in Eukaryota, Viridiplantae, Streptophyta, Magnoliopsida, Fagales, Juglandaceae.
CUCUUAUAUCAUACACGCCAAAUCUCUAGCCCAUCAGAGCCGGCAAUUUUACCUAGAGCUUUCUUUUGCAAGAUAAAUGAUUCAGAAAUUGCCCUGGGUCCGCUGGCAGCUCUGUAAUUAACCAAUCACCGUGCCGUCCAACUGUUCAAAAUAAGCACCGGGAAUCUCUGGGCUUCUCUUGCAUCCCGAACCUAGCUACCUACCAUUCCUAGUUUCAGAAACUUCUUCCGUCGCAUCAAACUCCCACCACAAUGGCAACGUGAUACGGGAGCGAAAAUAGGGUUUGUCUCUAUGUGUUGCAUGAAUUCAUCAGUUUCUGAAAUUGGAAUCUUAUCCAUACGAAUAGCUUCGGAAUUGGGAUUCCGGCCCUUAUCUGCAAAAUCUCAAACCGACAGCCCGUCCCGUGAGCACCCAUAUUUGUGGUUUUGAUCAAUUGUGGAGGAAAGAAUGGGACUGUCAUCAGCUAGUACUGCUACCGAAGCCAUAAAACUUUGCAUAUUUGAUCUAAGGAGGGGACAACAAGAAGGGCAGGAGCUGGACAAGAUAUUAUUUUUCUUUCCUGCUGACUUGCCCUUUUCAACACAGCUUUCAGUAAUAGGGCUUAGUGAAGGGCUUAUCACGUUUACAAGAAUUUUCUCUCCAGAGGCUGCUUGCGAGCUCAUAGAAGCAGAGAGGCACUCUCAUGUGUUUUAUGAGGCAGAACCAGAUAUCUGGAUGGUUAUGAUUGUGGAGAAAAAUGAGUCAGAAGCUAUAUGGCGGAUUGCUGCAUUGCAAAAGGUUCUUAAGGAAGUUCAUUCCCUUUUCCUAAUGUUUCAUGGAUCCAUACGAGCAUUGCUUGAGAAAGAACCUGCUGGAGGAUUAAUUCGAGCUCAUCUGCACCCGUUCAUGAUGGAUUAUCUAAGAGUUACUAAAUUUUCAGCCUGUCAAAAAUGGUCUCCAUUGGAUAAUUGCUGCUGGGAUUUCCUUUUUGGCAAGAAACUCCUGUUACCAUCAUUCCGUGACUGUUUAAAGGAGUGUGGAACUGUGCAGAUGCUGAAUGUAAGUAGGGAGGCUGCAAUUGAAGUUCAGUCACUUGUCAGGCUGCUAGAAUCUUGUGCUGGAAGCUCACCAUGCUACUCGCUGAUUUUAUUUCAGGACCUGCUAGUGUCCACUACACUCUCUCCUGUUGACACCAUAAACUUGUUUACGUAUGCUGUUCUAAGGUUGACACCACGCACAAUUUCCUCUGGAGUAAGUUCUUGGUCCUAUUUACGCAAAGGAAGUACAGGAUCUUCUGUUACUGCUGGCUAUACAUUGGCCCACUCAGCUUCUGUUCCAGACCAAUAUUAUUGUUUACCGGAUACCUCCCCUAGUGGAGAUAACAACUAUCAUGUUGUGAGGCCCUUAAAGCGAGACAGGUGGUCCAAAGCCAAGGAUGGUUUUCUUGUCACUGAUAUAUGGAGUGCAGAGGCUGGUAGUUCAACUUCUGCCACCCCAACCAUUUGGCUCCAACAGACGGAGGAGAGAAUGUAUCUAUGUGCUUACCAGUUUAGGAGCCUUACCUUAAUCCUUGUCGUCCCUGUUGCCUCCAUUCUUAAUGGGGAGCAACUUGUUUCUUUGGUGAAGCAGCAAGUUCUUGAAAAUGCGUCACUGAAGAUGCUAAAAGUUGAAGAGAAACUUUCAAAGGGAUGGGGUGGUGAGAAUGCUUAUCAUGUUAGUGGGUAUCGAUAUUUACUCGUAGAUGUUGACAGAAAUGUAUCCAGAGCUUCUCCACCAGGAAAGGUUACAACCCUUACAAAGGAUCAGGUGUUGAGGACGGUGAUCGUGAAGGGGCCUAAAGAAUCUUUGCUUGCUUUAAGUAUGGUUAGAGAAGAGGUUGAUUUGGAAAAAGGUCAAAUGGCAUGGGAUAACGCAGGUCAGGAGAAAGAUUUAGAAUUAUGCAUUAGAGCCAAAAACAAUGCUUGGGUUAUUGCUCGGAUUACAAAAGGGAAGGAGCUUUAUAUGGUUCUAGAGAAAGGAAACGAAACAGUCCUUUAUGCCUCUGAUGCUGUUGAGAAGUUCAGCAACAGGUAUUGCAAUGGAGCGUUUUCUUUGGAUUAGUAAAAAUUCAUUGGUUUCUCAUACUGACCAUCAUACAAUAAAAACUUGCUCUGUAUGAAGGUGAUGGUUUUCUUAUUACAUUCCUCUUUCUUCCCACGCAGGAGCAUCCUUUUGCUGUAUAAUUUUGUGAGUUUUAAGAAGGGAAAGAAAAAUGAUCUGCUGCGUGUAUUUGUUCAUCAGUUUAUGGGGAAAUGUUUUAUUUAUUUGUA